Molecule: messenger RNA, 1320 nt
Organism: Pseudozyma flocculosa PF-1
Lineage: Eukaryota; Fungi; Basidiomycota; Ustilaginomycetes; Ustilaginales; Ustilaginaceae
Exons: 7
Coding region: 1-1320 (439 amino acids)
Biological process (GO): vesicle-mediated transport; intracellular protein transport
Cellular component (GO): clathrin-coated vesicle; clathrin adaptor complex
Molecular function (GO): clathrin-cargo adaptor activity
Source: RefSeq, a predicted model, not a curated record
AUGACGUCCCUUAUCGCCAUCGUUGACAUCAAGGGCAAGUCCCUCAUCCAGAGGUCGUAUCGCGACGAUGUGGCGCCGUCGACCGUGGAAAAGUUCCUGCCGCUGCUGCUCGACAUGGAGGAGGAGGCCGGCGGCAGCGCCAUCAGCCCCUGCUUCACCUCCGAGGGCGUCAACUACAUGUUCAUCAGGCACAACAAUCUCUACCUCUUGGCGCUCUCGCGGCGCAACAGCAAUGCCGCCGAGGUGCUCAUCUUCCUCCACAAGCUCGCAUCGGUGCUCGAGGAGUACUUCAAGGAGCUCGAGGAGGAGUCGAUCCGCGACAACUUUGUCAUCAUCUACGAGCUCCUCGACGAGAUGAUGGACUUUGGCUAUCCUCAGACGACCGAGAGCAAGAUCCUGCAGGAAUACAUCACGCAAGAAUCGCACAAGCUCGAGGUGCAGGUCCGCCCACCUAUGGCCGUCACCAACGCUGUGUCGUGGCGAUCCGAAGGCAUCCGGUACCGCAAGAACGAGGUCUUCCUCGAUGUCGUCGAGUCCGUCAACCUGCUGGUCAACGCCAACGGCAACGUCGUCCGGAGUGAGAUCCUGGGCGCCAUCAAGAUGAAGUGCUAUCUCAGCGGAAUGCCCGAGCUGCGGCUGGGCCUCAACGACAAGGUCAUGUUCGAGAACACGGGGCGAGCGGCAAGGGGCAAGGCGAUUGAGAUGGAGGACGUCAAGUUCCACCAAUGUGUCCGCCUCUCGCGCUUCGAAAACGACCGGACCAUCUCGUUCAUCCCGCCCGACGGCGAGUUUGAGCUGAUGAGCUACCGGUUGAGCACCCAAGUCAAGCCGCUGAUCUGGGCCGAGGCCAUCAUCGAGCGGCACGAGGGCAGCAGAAUAGAGUUCAUGGUCAAGGUCAAGGCUCAGUUCAAGCGACGCUCGACUGCCAACAACGUCGAGAUCCACAUUCCCGUGCCCGACGACGCCGAUACGCCAAAGUUCCGCGCGGCGACGGGCUCGGUCAGCUAUGCGCCGGAGAAGUCGGCGAUGGUUUGGAAGAUCAAGCAGCUGGGCGGAGGCAAGGAGUUUCUCAUGCGGGCGCACUUUGGCCUGCCAAGCGUCAAGAACGAGGAGAUGCUCGACCGCCGGACGCCGAUCAGCGUCAAGUUCGAGAUCCCCUACUUUACCGUCUCGGGCAUCCAGGUGCGGUACCUCAAGAUUGUCGAGAAGAGCGGAUACCAGGCACUGCCCUGGGUACGCUACAUCACACAGCACGGCGAGUACGAUCUGCGCACGCAGAGCGAGAAGGCCUCGGCGCGGCUUGCUCCCUUUUCGGCAUGA